AUGUCAGACAUGUCAGAUGAUGAGUUUCAGCCUCUUGAACCCACCCUUCAAAACAUUUUAGACCAAAACUCUCUCCACUGGAUUUUCGUUGGUGGUAAAGGUGGUGUAGGUAAAACCACAACUUCUUGUUCUUUAGCUGUUCAAUUGUCUAAAGUUCGCGACUCCGUUUUGUUGAUCUCAACUGACCCUGCUCAUAACUUGUCUGACGCGUUUGGACAAAAGUUUUCCAAGGAAGCUACACUUGUUAAUGGCUUUAAUAAUCUUUAUGCAAUGGAAAUUGACCCUACUUCAAGUAUUCAGGAAAUGAUUGAACAAUCUGAUCAAAAUAAUCCAAUGGGAAGCAUGAUGCAAGAUUUAGCUUAUGCCAUUCCCGGUGUAGAUGAAGCAAUGGGCUUUGCAGAAGUUAUGAAGCAAGUAAAAACUAUGUCAUACUCUGUUGUUGUCUUUGAUACUGCACCUACUGGCCAUACACUUCGUUUCUUAUCUUUCCCUACAGUACUUGAAAAGGCUUUAGCCAAGAUUAGUGGGCUUAGUAGUCGUUUCGGACCUAUGGUUCAACAAGUAUCUGGUAUGAUGGGUAUGAACGCAAAUCAAGAAGAUAUGUUUUCUAAACUUGAAGAAAUGCGUUCAGUUAUUACUGAAGUUAAUAAUCAAUUUAAAGAUCCAAAUACAACUACUUUUGUUUGUGUUUGUAUUUCUGAAUUUUUAUCCUUGUACGAAACUGAACGUAUGAUUCAAGAAUUAACUUCUUAUCAUAUUGAUACACACAAUAUUGUUGUUAAUCAAUUGUUAUUCCCAAAAGAAGGUUCUAAUUGUGAGCAUUGUACUGUUCGUCAUAAAAUGCAACAAAAGUAUUUGGACCAAAUUUAUGACCUUUAUGAAGACUUCCAUAUUAAUCCUCAAGCAGGAGAUAAGUUUAAGGAAAUGUCUCAUGCUUAUGAAGUCUUAUCUGAUGUUGAAAAAAGACGAAUUUAUGAUUCGUAUGGUGAAAAAGGAUUGAAUAGUCAACAACAAGGUGGAAUGAAUGCCGAAGAUCUCUUUUCUCAAUUAUUUGGCGGAGGAGGGUUGUUUGGCGGAGUAGGUGGUGGUGGUGGUCAACGUGCAGGACCUCGUCGUGGAAAGGAUAUGGUACAUCAACUCAAAGUCACUCUUGAAGACCUCUACGUUGGAAAGACAAGUAAAUUAGCCCUUCAAAAGAAUAUUAUUUGUAACACAUGUGAAGGUAAAGGAGGAAAGAACGGUGCGGUACAGGUCUGUAAAGGGUGUCGUGGUCAAGGUACACGUAUUAUCAUGCGUCAGAUGGGUCCCAUGAUUCAACAAAUACAACAAACAUGUCCUGAGUGUCAAGGUAGUGGUGAAAUUAUCAAUGAAAAAGACCGCUGUACUCAAUGUAUGGGUAAAAAAAUAGUGAAUGAACGAAAGAUUCUGGAGGUAAAUGUAGAGCGUGGUAUGCGUGGAGGUCAAAAGAUUGUAUUUUCUGGUGAAGGAGAUCAAGCACCUGGCAUUAUUCCUGGUGAUAUUAUCAUUAUUUUGGAUGAAAAGCCUCAUCCUUAUUUUACUCGUCAAGGUGAUGAUUUGGUCUAUAAGGCUAAUAUUGAUCUUUUAUCUGCUUUGGCAGGAGGUCAGUUUGCAAUACCUCAUCUUGAUGAUCGUGUUCUUUUAGUGACUAUUUUACCUGGUGAGGUGAUUACACCAAACAGUGUUAAGCUCUUGACAGGACAGGGUAUGCCUAUCUAUCGUAUUGAUAAUUAUGGUAAUAUCAUUCUAAACUUCACAGUCGAAUUCCCUUCAUCCAACUGGACAAACCCAGAGAAUUUAUUACAAUUAGAGCAUAUUUUACCUCCUCGUCAUUCUGUACCUGACAUUGAGAAGACUACUCCUAAUAAGCAUAUUGACGAAGUAGUUUUAGAAGAUGCUGAUAGUUAUCAAGGAAAGUCUAAUGCCAAUAAUGUAUACGAAGAAGAUGAGGAACAUAUGCGUUCAGGUCCUGGUGUGCAAUGUGCUCAUCAAUAA
This is a messenger RNA of Cokeromyces recurvatus, 2013 nucleotides long. RefSeq names its product ATPase GET3. Gene Ontology annotation, cellular component: GET complex. The coding region runs from base 1 to 2013 and encodes 670 amino acids. Gene Ontology annotation, molecular function: ATP hydrolysis activity; ATP binding; heat shock protein binding. The record is from RefSeq and is a predicted model, not a curated record. NCBI's taxonomy places the organism in Eukaryota, Fungi, Mucoromycota, Mucoromycetes, Mucorales, Mucoraceae. The transcript has 7 exons. Gene Ontology annotation, biological process: post-translational protein targeting to endoplasmic reticulum membrane; protein folding.